CACAGUCAUGAUUAUGCUAAAAGAAGGGUCUUUUCGCCCGCUACCCGCCCUUGUAAUUAUGCGGGGUGGCCCACAGUAUAUACCCACUGACACGCCGUCUCCGGUUUUUCUUUUGGCUGUUCCCUUCUUCUCCUUUAUUUCCAGACGACCGUUGAUGUCGUUGUGGAUCGCUGGCUGGUACCUAGGUAGUACUUGUGCACGAUGAUGCUCUUUUCACCGCCAAGGUGCGACUUUCGCGUACCUUCCGCAUCUGGACGACAGACAGUUCCCGCUGCCUUCACUUCUCCAACUCCAUCUGUGCUCGCUUGGCUCGUGGACUCUCUAUCCACAUCGCCCUCACCUCGUACUCGCCAACCCACCAACGCGCCUUCCUCCCGACGCAACUCUUACCCACAAACUUCUCCACAAUCAACCCCGCGAAGGAACAACAAAGAACAACGAACUUCCCUCUCUGACAAAAUGUCUUUUGACUACGACUCCUACCAGUGCAGCCCGAGAUCACCCGCAUUUGAGCCCAUCUUGGGCAGCAUCACUGAGGCCGCCGAGUUCGAGGGUGAAUCAGACGUCGAGACCGAAACCAAACCCGUCAGGCCGUCACUCACCAAGAUCGACUCCGCGUCGCAGGAUGUGCCCGAGGCUUUCAUUCCUGAUAUCUCCAUCGGUGAACCAGAGCUCACUACAAAGACCGCCAAGGGCACUGUUAUUCAGUUUGCGCGCAUGACUACCGCUAAAGCAACCUCUGUUCGCCGCGUGCUUCGCAAGGUCCUCGAAGCCGACAAGGUCCGCCGCCGCAAGGUUUUGAAAGUCUACCUCAAGGCCCUCAACUUCUUGCGUUACAUGCUCAAGGCCCACGACCGCUAUGGAUCUGCAAUGAUGACGACUGGCAUGUACAUGCCGCGGUGAAGGAAGGAUUGGCUGUUUUAAAACGAUUUACGAGAACCUGUUUGGACGAAUUUCAUGAUUAUGCAUGAGCAUUUUGGGAUGCAGCAUUGCACGGCGUUAUAUACCCAAUGGCAUUUGGGUUACACGGAGAACACGAGACUGCGGUCUACUUUCACAUUUCAAUCACAUGCAACAAUUUGGUUGCAGUAUCUGGCGACAGGUAGCAAUACAAUCAUUCACGCCCUCGCAUCGUGUUGUGUCAGUACUUGAACGUCGUGUGCUUAGCUACAAAGCUGACUUGUCUCGCUGUAUCGAGUCUCACCCUGAUUGCCUCCCGGCGAGUCACUUUGUGGUUUUCA
Messenger RNA from Macroventuria anomochaeta, 1241 nucleotides. RefSeq lists its product as uncharacterized. The transcript has a single exon. The coding region runs from base 202 to 903 and encodes 233 amino acids. The record is from RefSeq and is a predicted model, not a curated record. NCBI's taxonomy places the organism in Eukaryota, Fungi, Ascomycota, Dothideomycetes, Pleosporales, Didymellaceae.